Molecule: messenger RNA, 882 nt
Organism: Xenia sp. Carnegie-2017
Lineage: Eukaryota; Metazoa; Cnidaria; Anthozoa; Malacalcyonacea; Xeniidae
Product: serine/threonine-protein kinase 35-like
Exons: 1
Coding region: 1-882 (293 amino acids)
Biological process (GO): protein phosphorylation
Molecular function (GO): ATP binding; protein kinase activity
Source: RefSeq, a predicted model, not a curated record
AUGGGUUCUCAUUACUUAUGUGAAGUAAGUUAUACUAGAAGUGAGAAGCUUGGGGAAGGUGGAUUUGGAACAGUUUAUAAAGCCGUGAACGACAACAGGAAAUCCAAAAUCUACGCCGUUAAGGAUAUUAUAUGUCGUAAAAAUGAAGAUCUACAAUACGCUGUUGCUGAAAUUCGUGCUCUAGGUCAAUUAGCUCACUCUAAUAUCAUUAAACUGUACAAUGCAAAAAUAAGUCAGACAGCUCCGUUUCAAGCAAAGUUAAGUCUUCUACUGGAGUAUGCUGGCGGUGGGAAUUUAAAUGAUCGAUUGAAUAGAAGAAGCUCUGUGAAAAAAAGGUUGACUUGGAUGAAGAAGAUUAUCGAAGCCGUAGAAUUCUUACACGAUAACAACAUAAUGCAUCGUGAUUUGAAGCCACAGAACUUACUUUUAACUUCAAGGGAUGCGAUUAAACUUGCCGAUUUUGGUCUCGCUCAACAUUUUGCAAACAGAGACGAGAAUGAGAAUUGGUGUGAGUAUUACCUUAAAUUUGGUGUAGGACAGUGUUCCUAUGUUGCCCCUGAAGUAUACAAUGAACGAUAUACGUACAAAGUCGAUAUCUUCGCAGUCGGUGUACUCUUUCAUGUUCUGUUAGAGAGAAAAUAUCGAUAUGUAGACGGGAAAAAACAAUAUGGCGUCGUCAUUGAUAGCCAACCGCUUGGUUUGGAAAUGCAUAAACAACAACAUGACCUUGAAGUCGAGUUCUCUGACACAAGAUUUCCGCUUUUAAUAAAGCUGAUCAAAAAGACGCUUGCUUUUGAUUAUAACAAGCGACCUACGGCCAGCGAAGUGAAAGAAUACUUUCAACAAAAUUCAUUUAGUUUUUUGCUUUAUUUUGUUACUUAG